ACCAGGAGAACAGAACAAGCGCGAGGUCUUUAUCAAAUAGCUUGCACUUCUUCAAGUAGUGCCGGCUUUAUUCAGUACUACUGCUUUCCAUCAGUCCUAUCCAGUUCUAAAAGUAGUAAGUGCUUUGUUUUCCUAUUCCUUACCAGCAAGCCAACGUCCACACUGCCGCUCCCAAAAUCAAGAUGGAAGAGGACCCAGGCGGUGCAGAAGAUGAUACCACUGCACGUCUUGCAUCAGACCAAUAUUGGGGUUUUUUGGGCACAGGCUCAGAUACAAAGAACUGCAAAUUGCUCCUCCACCAGGAGGGUCCAGAUGAAAGGCUGCCCAGAAUUCGUUCCGAUGAAACCAGUGCAGCUACCCCGGGACCACGAGAGCAACCUCCCUCGCCUUCCCUCUCAGAGGUCAACAGCGUCCGGCGGUAUUUUCGCGAGCUGGAAGCGCACUUGUCCAUCUGUCCGGAAAACUACGGCGAUUUUGUCAGCCCGGAUUGUUUGAUGAUCAAGCCGACAGGACAGUACAUGGGCAACUCCGCAACGACGGGGGGUGCCAGCCGCGAGGAAAUGUGCAAGACGUUCUUGACCUGGCUCGCCCCGCAGAAAAUUCUCGCGUUGGAGAACGUGCGGUUUUUAGGUUCGGGCACAGGCUUCUCUUCCGCGUGUUGCUGCCAAAUCCGCAUGUUUCAGCAUUUCAAAUACGGCGACAGCGAGGAGGAGGACGUUGCCGUGUUUACCUUUGUCUUGGAAAAUAAGAGGACAACUACCCCGGCCGCAUCUGCAAACCGUGUUGAGACCAAGACUUUUCCUACAAAGGGCGGAGAAGAAGCGUCUCCCUCUACUGACGGGGCUUUGUUCAACCACAAUAGCUCUAAUUGGCAAGCAGUAUUGAUCUAUCCCAUGUGAAGACCACAGUAGCCUCUCCCGCCGCGUGAAGGACGCGCAUGUUGAUGACGUCUCCUCUUUUAUCCGUCUUUGAAACACGAGUAUGUCACGGAAGUCGUCAGAGAAGACAUGAAGCACGACCUAUUUUUCAAUUAGGGCGAGUCUACCUGCUCCUGUCUGUGAUGUACUGCUCCUGUCUGUGUGUCUGUGACUGCUCCAUCACGACGUCGAGAGUAGUUCGUCAACAUCGUGCAGCUCCUUCAUCGUUGUUUUCACAUUCGAUACCAUUCAGCGCGCACUUGGGGCGCCCCAGGAAUCAAAGAAGGCAAGACAUUACCCGAUGGAGCUGCAGCCAGCUCCGAGCUGCGACGCCAAGUCGUGUAUGAGAAAAGCACCAAUAUGUAGUCUGGGUCUGGACAGAGCGUGUGUCUCUGACUCUCUUACAGCAAGAACGCACUUGGUGGUCGUCGUCGUGCGCCUGCCCCUGCGCACGACGACGCAUUCAUCUCAAAAUUCGAGAAGAUGCAGCUCGGCUGCUGCAGUUGGACUUGAUGUGUAGUCCAUCGUUUGCAGCACGAGGUUGACCUGCUCAGUCUGGCAAAUUACCAGAUCUCCAGAGCCAGACAUUUUUGCAUUGCACACCCUUGGACGAUUUGACGGCUGAGGAGUAUGACAAGAGCCCGUACCUGAACGUUCGCCUGAGGGACGGCUGUUCGUGAACUUGAACAUUCGACGCUUCCGGGGCCGCGGCUUGCCCUUUGCCGCGAGGACCUGAAGCAUACAGAUGAAACUGCAAUAGCAAUCAAAAAAAAUCCGAAUCAAUCUAAUUUGCUGUAUAAAAAAGUUGAUUCACGCAGAACUGGAUCGACGCGGAAGAAGAAGAACUGCCUUUGCAAAAUAGAAGCCGCGGCGCGGUGGAAUGGUUCUUUAUUGGAAACAUGCCAAGAACUUGGCAGAGCACUUUCGUCUAUAUUUUUUGUACAGCUGCCUUGACCUUUUUUUCAUUUCGGUUUAUUGAUCGUCUAAAUGAAU
Messenger RNA from Amoebophrya sp. A120, 1910 nucleotides. NCBI's taxonomy places the organism in Eukaryota, Dinophyceae, Syndiniales, Amoebophryaceae. The record is from the annotation of a GenBank genome assembly.